This is a messenger RNA of Pogona vitticeps (central bearded dragon), 5230 nucleotides long. The record is from RefSeq and is a predicted model, not a curated record. Lineage: Eukaryota; Metazoa; Chordata; Lepidosauria; Squamata; Agamidae.
UCUACAGGGAACACUGUUAGUAACCUGAUUUUCAUUCUACCUCCAAUCUAUGGUGCCAUUCAGAGUUACAAAGAUGGCCUUGAAAAACGGUAUAUAAUUGCUUAUUUGUGCGUUGCAGCUGUGGGUUUGGGCUCGUGGUGCUUUCACAUGACCCUAAAGUAUGAAAUGCAGCUGUUGGAUGAGCUGCCUAUGAUCUACAGCUGUUGUAUGUUUGUCUACUGCCUGUACGAAUGCUUCAAGUACAAGAAAACCAUCAAUUACCCUCUCCUGUUUCUACUUAUAGCCUACAGCAUCGGUGUCACCAUAGUAUACCUGAAUUGGAAACAGCCUGUGUUUCAUCAGGUUAUGUAUGGAACACUGGUGGCUGUUUUAGUACUGCGCUCUGUAUAUAUAGUGUUAUGGGCAGCACAAAGGCUUAGGGGGCUGGGUUAUACAUCCUUGACCGUUUUUUUGCUGGGAUUUUUCCUUUGGAAUGUAGACAACAUUUUCUGUGAUAAACUGAGGGGAUUACGUGAGAAGCUGCCGCCUCUUGUGAGCGUUGUGACACAAUUUCAUGCUUGGUGGCACAUUUUCACAGGCCUCGGCUCCUACCUUCAUAUCUUGUUCAGCUUAUAUUCAAGGACACUUUUCCUGAAGUACAGACCAAAGGUCAAGUUUCUCUUUGGGAUUUGGCCCAUUCUCUUAGUAGAAUCGACCAAGAAGCAAUGACACGGACCUCUGGCUGUAACCGAAGAGGCGCCCCACCCUGGAUGCAUAAGGAGAUUCUGCAACCAUUUUGACUGAUGCGUUGGACUUGGCACGGCAAAGGGGCUUCCGUCCCCUCUCACUAUUCCUGCAACCGUGGAGAAAUCAUGUAGAACCAAGAGCCAACGUUUCCACGGAAACCAUGAUUUAGAGGAUUUUUCCUCAUUUGGGGGGCAUCAAAAGGAGAGUGCAAGUUUUUUUUAAUGUAUACCUUGUAUAGCUUGGAGAGGUGGGGCUGGUCGAUUGUGCCAGCCACAGAAAACCGAUAUGCUUUCCUUUUGAAAGCGGGUUACUGCAGUUUUGGUUUGGCAGAUCAAACUUUUUCAGCUGGGUCAAACUUUUUCAGCUGGGAUCGGAACUUAAAUGUUUGCAAGGGAACGGUGAGAAAUGUCGAAGCCAAAUAAGGAGGGACCAUCCAGUUGAUUUAUGAGGACUUGAUGGUCUAAAGUGCAUUCUGUGUGUCUGUUUGUACAUUUCUGUGUCUCAGGCUUCUGUCAUUUUCUCAAAUUGUUUUCCCUAGUGACUGGUGCAGAUUAAGGGGCACUAGUGGUAGAAGUGCUGUCCUUACAAUUGGUUACACAACCCAUUUUCUGUUCAGAAUGUAAGACAAUUAAUUAUGGGUCUUCUCCCUGUGUUAAGAGUUAUACCCCCAGUUUUAAAGAAAAACGUACAGUUGCCUCUAAGAUGGUCUCACCUUGAAUGGGAAAUCGGUUGGCUAGCAUAAGAUGCCCAAUUAGUUACUUGGACACUGAAGAAAACCAUUAUUUGCUCGAGAAAUGGAAUUCUGGAAUCUGUACAAGCUGUUUGGGCUGCUCUCUGUGUUGGGUCCGCCUGGUUUUUCGGGGUUAGUAGGAAAAUUCUGAAGCAUCUCUUCCCGAAAAUAGAUGCAGUCCUUAAGUGAGAGCGAUUUGGGGUUCUGCCCUUUGAUGCAACCUUUCCUUCCAGCCUGAAUAAUUAUGUGGAAGUCAUCGAGGACCAGUUCUCCGUUUGCAAAAUGCGGCAUCUCUUGUGUGCCUCCUAAGUGCAAAAGGCGCACAUGUCCUGUCAGGUGUGUGCAAUGCACAACGGUGACCUUGGGCAGUUGCCGUGUCUCAGUCUAACCUACCUCAGAUUCACGGAGAGCCAGGCUGUCGGUGGCUACCCAUCAUGAUACCUGUGUAUGCUCUUCCAUUCUCAAAGGCAGCCUGCCUCCCAGUACCCAUUUCUGGGGAGCAAAACGGGGAGGGAGCUGUUGUGCCCCGUCCUUGUUGUGGACUCCCCUGGAGGCAUCUCUCCGGCGACUUUGGGAAGCUGGGUGCUGGACCUGUAAAUCUUUUGAUCUGCUCCAGCAGGGCGCCCCGUAUCAUCUUGCAGGGUUGUGGUGAGCCUAGAGAGGCAUCGCAAGCCUUGAGCUCAUUGGCAGGCAGGCAAGGGAAAGCUAUUACCAGGGACUCCCAUGCCUUUCUCUGGAAGGUCAAACCAAACAAAGAUAGCCGGUAGUUUGACUUCAUCCUGUCUGUCUCUGUAGAGGCUCUCUUUUGUAGACUUGUUUGUGACGACGGCUGCACUGCAUGCUGGUGAGGGGCCAAGGCGGAUGUGAAUUCUCUGGUAUGCAAGAUGACUCUCCUUGUAAGUGACCUGGAAAUGUGCUGUUUGGGCUUUCCUGCAGGCCUUCCAUCUCCAGGCUGCGUCACUGUGGUUUUCUAGAGCUAACCAGGCGCCCCUGUCCUUUGGAGUCCUCAUGCUGAAGUGAGUGAAUUCCAUUCGUAACCCCAGCUCCCCUACCCCUCAAAGCAGCCUUCCUUAACUUGUGGGCCUCCGAUUUGGUUGGAUUUCAGAGUCCGUCCUUUCUAGUUGGAGUUCGGCCCCUCUGGACGGCUCCCUGAAGCAAAGCUGUGGAGCCCGUUUCAAAUGAUAUUACCUAAUCUAUGUUGAGCUGUCUGAUAUGCUACACAGCAUGGAAGUAGAUCUCCAGGACCCGUGGUUGAAGAUAGUGUGGUGUUUUGGGUAAAGUGGCAGACAAAGGCCUCAGUGGACCUGGGUUCAAAUCCCCACUCAUCCAUGGGAAUUUACGGUGGGAGGGGGGCUGGUAAAACUACUCCUUAAAUAUCUCAUUUACCUUGAAAGCCCUAUUAGGAUGACUCUGAUUUGGUUUUGACUUGACAGAAAACACACACAACCUGUGUGUAAUACUGAAAUCAUGCCAAUAUGUCCUCCCUCCCAUUUUCCCUCAGAAAUUCUUAUUUAUUCCAGUCCUGGAUAUCUCAGUUCAUGCCACUGUUUCAGAGGGGAAGAGUAACACAAUGUAUAGCUCUUAUUUCCUGGCAGUUUAUGCCGUACGUGAACAGUGCUCACGUGGUCAAGUUAGAAGUCAUGUCGUACCUUCGAUUCUGCCUGGCAGUUUUCUCCUGAUGAAAAAAACAAAACAGACUGAUGUUGGAAUCUUUAUUUUCUUGUCCCAUAUCUGCCUGCAUUGGGUGGCAAAUCGAAAUAAAACAGUGGCCCCUGCAAUCACCAGUCACCAAAUAUCCUGUUUCAGGUUGAGCCCCAGAUUCUCCAACCCCCAAAUCCACCUCUCGUGGCCCUCAGAAACUUUGUUUUGCAGCACUGGGAACUUAGAAAGCUGUAGUUCCGUACCGGAUCCUGUUGAACAUGAACUGCAGGAACUGAUAGCAAACUCUUUGGGAUUUCAGCUAGAAAGUCUUUCCAGUCCUCCCCGGCCGUGCCAGGAAAUUGGUGACUAGAUGGGCGGGAUAUAAAUAUAACAAAUAAAUAAAUAAUAAAUAAAUGAAAUUCAACAGUCGACUCUAUGCAAAGGACGGGCUGUUCACACACUAUGUGUAAUUGUACAUGUAAUCCUACACCCCACUCCACACCCCACUUAAUUACCGGAACCACGGGUUGCUUUAAUUGGCAGCCCACUUUCCAGAGAGAUCGCUGGGUUAGUCCAUUUUUUAGCAGCAACAAAAAGUAUUGCAGCCCUUUUAAAUUUGUUUCUCCUUGAGCUUCGCAGAAACAGGGCACUUCUUCCAGCGCUGGAGUAAACAUGUCAGUCUUAAAGGUGCUGCAAUACCUUUGGUGUGGUUGUUGUAGCUGCACAUUAUGUUUCCAUGUUGAACAUGCCAUGUGAUAAAAUUGCGCGGGAAUGUGACAAGCUAACAACGGAGAUCUGGAGCGAUCCAUGCCUCUGCUACGAGCUUGCUUGGUUUCCAUGUUAAAUUUACAGGACUAAGCUUGGGAACACAGUGGGCUAGUGAAGUGGCUGUCUUCCCCCCCCCACACUCGUAGCCUUCUGGCCCCCUAGGCUAGUGUUCCAGGAGAUGAAAACCGUACUUAACAUGGAAACCAAGCAAGGAGUCAAGGUAUGCCUGCCAGAAAUGAUGUUUCAUGUCCCUGUUUUUAUGCACAAGAAUGCCUGGUGAACAAGGUGUGUUGUGUGUGUUGUGUUCCUAUCUGCCAGGCCCUUUGUUGUGUAGAAAGCACACAACAUUAAAAAAAAACCAAACAGGUUGAACGUAAGCAUCUUUUGAGAGAGAACUGAAGGCUGGACAGAAUGGAAAUCUGGUGGUGUUAAAAAUUUAGGAAUACAGCUUCUGUGCCAGAUUGUAUGAACAUAAGGGAACCCGGACCAAGAGCCCUUAUGGGUUUAAAAAGAGCAUUUUGUCCCUAUCAUGCUUUUGUUCUCUGUAAGAAUUGGAAGGGAGCAAGACGUGCCACCUUCCCUUCCAGUUUUCAUGUGUGAUGUCUCCAUUGCUUUACAUUCCAAUGUCUUGUGCGUUUGCACAUUUAAGAAGGGGAAGGAACUAAUCUAUUCCUGCCAAAGGGUUCUUUUCUUGGACCUCUUUUCAUAGUAAAGAAGAACCCCCUGGCACAGUUAAUCUUUUGUACACAGAGGCAGAGCUGGCUAGACUUGCCGUGUUUGGGGGACCAACACCCAAUCCUAGAAGGGCGCCCAUGCUUUUUAUGACGUGUCCUCAGCCAUUCUGUAAUUGUGUGAUAGGAUAGUGCUGGGGAGCAAAUGUGCUGGUGCCAUCCCUCUGCAAGGUUGGGAUGCAGACUAGAAACAGAUUUCUUUGAGGAAAUUCCUUAUACAUAAAUGCCACUACCUCUGAAAUCUCCCACAGUGGUUUUGGAGCUGUUAACACAUUUCCAGGAUGAAGGAAUUCCUUCCCCCCACCCCAGUGUGAUCGUAACUGAGAUAAUACUCUGGAUCAGCUCCUUUUCUCUGAGACUACAGCUGUACCACAUGAAGUAAGCUGAAAUGGUCUUGUCCCAUAGAGAGUCUGUCUGCUGCAUCUCUGCAUGAUUCAUUGUUCUGGCUCUGCAUCUUUCCAGCCACCCUUUGCUGAGGGGCAGAUAACGUCUGUGUGACUGGAACAAUAUAGAAUUGCCCAUCAUUGAUGUAAAGUGUAACUGGAGGAACUGGGGCUGACUUGCUUUGGGAAUCAUGUCCAGAACUUGUGAAGAAUUAAAACGAGUGUGCUCCCUGAAGUAAAAGAAAGAUGGG